AUGUCCGAAGAACUCACUGACGAAAUCGAGGCCAUUAACUCCAUCUAUGGCGACGGGAGCCUGGUCCAGGCCGGGGAAGACUCGGACAUAUACAUCCUGAGCCUCCCGGAUGAAUCGGUCUCGCUGAGACUGCAGUUCCCGGCAGACUAUCCCGCCGCGCCCUGCAUCCCUAUCAGCACCAACAGCUCCGGGGGCAAACGCGGCGUGGGCGCCCGUGACCUCGAGCUCUUCCGCAGCGCGCUGGGCAACAUCUUCCAGCCGGGCCAGGUCUGUCUCUUCGACGCCGUCGAGGAGCUGAAGAGGCUGCAGGAGGAGGCCGGGGUGGACAAUGACCCCUCAUCGGACCAUGAGGAGCCAGGCGACGACCACACGCACGCGACCUUCACUCCCAAGGCGGUCGAUGAUCUCGGACCUCCGCCGCCGUGGGUCCUGUCGGAGCCUGUGGUGGAGCUGAAGUCAGUCUUCAUCGCCCGGUGCGCCGCGGUCACGUCUCCCGACCAAGCCGCCCAGUACGUCGAGCACCUCCUGGCAAGCGACAAGCGGGUGCGGACCGCAACGCACAACAUCACUGCGUGGAGAAUCCGUGGGCCCAAUGGAACCUCUUUCCAGGACUGUGAUGACGACGGCGAGACAGCGGCGGGCGGGCGGCUGCUACACCUCAUGCAGCUAAUGGACCUCUGGGAUCACAUGGUCGUCGUCACUCGCUGGUACGGCGGCCAGAAGCUCGGGCCUAGGAGGUUCGCGCUCAUCAACGCCGCUGCCAGGGAUGCCUUUGUCAGGGCUGGCAUCGUGAAUGAGCCAUCAACGGCUGCUAAGAAGAAGGGGCAUGGCAAGUGA
This is a messenger RNA of Diaporthe amygdali, 837 nucleotides long. RefSeq lists its product as uncharacterized. The transcript has a single exon. Gene Ontology annotation, molecular function: protein binding. Gene Ontology annotation, cellular component: cytoplasm. Gene Ontology annotation, biological process: regulation of translational initiation. Lineage: Eukaryota; Fungi; Ascomycota; Sordariomycetes; Diaporthales; Diaporthaceae. The record is from RefSeq and is a predicted model, not a curated record. Bases 1 to 837 code for a protein of 278 amino acids.